AUGAAGUUGUUUGGCUCCCUCCUUGUUGCGUCCGCUGCUGCCAGCAAGCAAUCCGUGAGCACGCUUUCGGCAGAUGAGCGCUCCGUGCUCCGCGCCGAGUUGGCCAAGUGGCGUGAAGAGUUUGGCGCUGCCGCCGAGGCGCAGGGUGUGAUGCCCCGCGCCGUCGAAGGCUCGAGCCCGUUGGAGGCGGAAAUCGACGCGCUCCAGCGCUUCUACGACAACAAGCUCGCGAUCGAAGAGGCCAGCCGCAACAACCCUGAAGCCACGUUCGAUUACAAUCACCCGUUCGCUCUCAUGACGCAAGCUGAGUUCAAGAAGUUUGUGGAGGGUGUGUCUCUCGAGGAAAGCCGCAGUGCAUUCCGCUCGGUCCCCGAGGCUGACCUCAACACGACCAGCAUCAAGGCGGCGUCGGUGGACUGGACCACUGGCAAGUGCGUCAACCCGGUGCGCAACCAAGGCCAGUGCGGGUCGUGCUGGGCCUUCUCGGCCGUGGGUGCCGCGGAACCGGCGCACUGCAUCGUGACGGGAGAGCUCCUCGACCUGUCCGAGCAGCAAGUGACGAGCUGCUCCACUGCGAGUGGUAGCGCGGGAUGCAACGGCGGCUGGCCGUUCGCCGCCAUGACGUACGUGUCGACGACCGGGCUCUGCUUGGAGCGCGACUACCCGUACACGUCUGGAAGCACGAGUCAAACCGGCUCGUGCAACAGCAACUCGUGCAACAAGAAGAAGCUCAGCAUCGCCCCGUCGGUGCUGGUCGAAGCGGGCAACUCCGUGUGGAUGAACUACCGCUCGGGUGUGGUCACGCAAUGCCCCGGUUCGUACUCGGACCACGCCGUCGUCGCCGUGGGGUACGACAGCACGUCGUACAAGCUCCGCAACUCGUGGGGCGCCAACUGGGGUGAAGCCGGUCACAUCCGCGUCAAGCGCGGUGUGAGCGGCAAAGGUAUGUGCAACAUUGCCGAGGACGUAGUGUUCCCCAAGAUCGAAGGCAACACGCCCACUAACUCGCCGUCCCCGACGACAAAGCCCACCCCGACGACAAAGCCCACCCCGACAAGUCCUCAACCUGACGUGUGCGCCGAUUGCACCGGGUGCUUCUACCCUGCUGGGAACCAGUGUUUGCCCGCCGAGUACACCAAGGACGACUGCGACUAUUACCGUGAUGAGUAUGGCACGGUUUGGUGUGGUGACAAGCCUACUCCUACCACUACCAAGCCUACCGCCAAACCUACCACUACCAAGCCUACCACCACCAAGCCUACCACCAAGCCAACCACCACCAAGCCCACUCCCAAGCCAACCACCACCAAGUCCACUCCCAAGCCCACCUCCAGUAUUGACUGUGGCACGUGCAAUGUAUGUUACGAUCCGGCCUCUGACCGAUGCUUGGACAACAUCAGCAAGUACGAUUGCCGAGCCUUGACCUCAACCAAGGGCUAUGUGUGGUGCGGCCACUGGUAA
Aphanomyces invadans is the source of this 1461-nucleotide messenger RNA. RefSeq lists its product as hypothetical. Bases 1 to 1461 code for a protein of 486 amino acids. The record is from RefSeq and is a predicted model, not a curated record. Gene Ontology annotation, cellular component: lysosome. Gene Ontology annotation, molecular function: cysteine-type endopeptidase activity. NCBI's taxonomy places the organism in Eukaryota, Oomycota, Saprolegniomycetes, Saprolegniales, Verrucalvaceae. The transcript has 2 exons.